AUGAGCGCCGCGCUCUUUAGCCUGGACGGCCCGGCGCGCGGCGUGCCCUGGCCCGCGGAGCCCGCACCCUUUUACGAGCCGGGUCGGGCGGGCAAGCCGGGCCGCGGGAGCGAGCCGGGAAGCCUGUCCGAGCCAGGCGCCGCUGCCCCUGCCAUGUACGACGACGAGAGCGCCAUCGACUUCAGCGCCUACAUCGACUCCAUGGCCGCCGUGCCCACCCUGGAGCUGUGCCACGACGAGCUCUUCGCCGACCUCUUCAACAGCAACCACAAGGCGGGCGCGGCAGGCGCCGCUGCCAGCGCCCUGGAGCUGCUGCCCGGCGGCCUCGCGCGUGGCCACGGCCCGGGCACAGCUGCCCCGCGUCCGCUCAAGCGCGAGCCCGACUGGGGAGACGGCGACGCGCCCGGCUCGCUGCUGCCGGCGCAGGUGGCCGCGUGCGCGCAGACCGUGGUGAGCCUGGCGGCGGCCGCACAACCCACACCACCCACGUCGCCCGAGCCGCCGCGCUCCAGCCCCGGGCCGAGCCCUGCUCCUGGCCCGGCCCGGGAGAAGAGUGCGGGGAAGAGGGGCCCGGACCGCGGCAGCCCGGAGUACCGGCAGCGGCGCGAGCGCAACAACAUCGCGGUGCGUAAGAGCCGUGACAAGGCCAAGCGGCGCAACCAGGAGAUGCAGCAGAAGCUGGUGGAGCUGUCGGCCGAAAACGAGAAGCUGCACCAGCGCGUGGAGCAGCUCACGCGGGACCUGGCCGGCCUCCGACAGUUCUUCAAGCAGCUGCCCAGCCCGCCCUUCCUGUCGGCCGCCGGGGCCGCCGACUGCCGGUAACGCGCGCCCCGGGGGCGGAAGAGACUCAACCAACGACCGAUACCUCAGACCCGACCGGCCAGGGAGCGGAGCGCGCCCCGCCCGGACGCCGCGAGAGCCGCUCGGCGCCGGCUGCAGUUUCUUUGGGACGCGGGAACGAAGGAACCUACAGCCUGGACUUAACCACCACUGAACUUCGAGAGAAGCUAUAUGUGUUUAUUUUCCCUUAAAUUAUUUUUAUAAUGGUAGCUUUUCUACAUUUUAUUCCUAUUGAUGCAGCUAAGGUACAUUUGUAAGAAAAAAGAGUUUUCAGACAAAUCCUUUGUAUUGUAGAUAAGAGGAGAAGACCGAGCAUGCUCACUUUUUUUUAUAUUAAUUUUUACAGUAUUUGUAAGAAUAAAGAAGCAUUUAAAACCA
Messenger RNA from Mirounga angustirostris (Northern elephant seal), 1218 nucleotides. RefSeq names its product CCAAT enhancer binding protein delta (gene CEBPD). NCBI's taxonomy places the organism in Eukaryota, Metazoa, Chordata, Mammalia, Carnivora, Phocidae. Bases 1 to 822 code for a protein of 273 amino acids. The record is from RefSeq and is a predicted model, not a curated record. Gene Ontology annotation, molecular function: DNA-binding transcription factor activity, RNA polymerase II-specific; RNA polymerase II cis-regulatory region sequence-specific DNA binding. The transcript has a single exon. Gene Ontology annotation, biological process: regulation of cell differentiation; regulation of transcription by RNA polymerase II; DNA-templated transcription.